This is a messenger RNA of Dermacentor albipictus, 6893 nucleotides long. RefSeq names its product zinc finger protein 26-like. Lineage: Eukaryota; Metazoa; Arthropoda; Arachnida; Ixodida; Ixodidae. Gene Ontology annotation, molecular function: DNA-binding transcription factor activity; RNA polymerase II cis-regulatory region sequence-specific DNA binding. The record is from RefSeq and is a predicted model, not a curated record. Gene Ontology annotation, biological process: regulation of transcription by RNA polymerase II.
UUGGAGCUUACAAAGGUCGUUUGUGCUAGGGCUGCCAUCUACUGCUUAGUUUGGUUGGAACGCCUGUGUCCUUUCCGUUAUGGUGGUAUGUGCGUCGUCCGACUACAAGCACCACGACUACCCUCAGCUGCUGGUCUACUCCGCGAGGCUUUCCGUGCGCAUCGGUCGUAGUGGUACCACGGUAAAUUCAGCCCUAUCAACCUAGCAUACAGAACGAGCGCUACCGACGAACCCCACUAAAGGCUGAUUACUGCACGGGCUUCCCGCUUCGUUAGGCUAAAGCUUGCGGCGCGCAUAACUGCAACCACUGCAACCUCGUUUGUCUUCCAGCAUUGCCGCCGCUGAAAGAUGUAGCAGACGAGCUUUAGCGUCGCUUCAAUCAUAUCGAGCUUCGGUGGGACCCUAGCAAGUGACAAGUAAUGAAAUUAGCCGAUCGGAUAUCCGCAGACUUUUAGUGGAAACACGCUGCCAACAUGGGCACUGUCUGCAUUGACGUCGAUUUGGACAUGAAGCCGAUGUCCCUCGACUUGGUGUUUCCCGAGGGUAUUGAAAGAGGUGGCAGAAUAAACUUCAAUUUUUCGAGGGCUCGGUUUGAUUCAGAAGAUCGCAGCGAUGCCUGCGGUGACGGCGUCACACAGUGGCGUCCUUUCGCAGAGACUUUCUUUGACGCGGCCUAUGCGCGCGAGAAAGUUCGCGUGUUUUCGGGAGGCAAGCCGAGCUCUUUCUGUUACGUCGACGGGCGACACGAGCCAAAUGAAGUCUUCGAUGACGCAGAGGUAGUGGAGAUACAAACUCAAGGUUGCGAAAUCGAAGUGGAGUCGGAGCUCCCCUCUCCUGCCGCGUCGCCUAUACCAGACCCGUGUUCACCCGAAAGUGCGAGUUCGCCUGAACCAGAGACAGUUGUCGGCAACCACCCGACUGCUGACACUGUGGACGCAGGAGGGUGCGCGAGUAGCACUGUGGACGAAGUUGACCUGACAGGUGACUCAAACGAUGCUUUUGAGAAGACGGCAGAUGCCGCUACUGAAGAUCACACCUACAUGGUCGGCCAAACUGGUGCCGUCACCAGUGCUGUUGGUAGUAAUGACGAUACCUCGACUCACAUAGUCAUUUCGAAUUCAACCGGACCUUCACCUGCGAACACAACUGUCAUUGCAAAAGAUUUGAACAUUGCCGAGAAUGUAACCUCAAAGCCUGAUACAGUUGGAAACAGCAGUGCAAAUGCUGCUGUCACUGCCAAGAAAAACACUGUCACUAAAGCGAUGGCCCUGUACUCUUGCUUGUAUUGCCGGCACAUAACACCAUGCAAAGAGACUGCAAUAGCACACUGCAAGCUUCAUACCUCGAGAAAGGAUCCUUUGCCACAGCAGACACUAAUAGGUGCAGCGUCAGUUAAGGCAGGAAAGGUUGUAGGGCCUACCUCACCAGACAAGGCCAAGCCCCAGAGAAACAAUACUAAACCACGUAUCGGAAAUGUGUUUUCUCUCACUAAUGAUAAGUUGUCUGUCAUUGCAACUGCAGCUAGUGCGUCAAACCUGACUGGAGAUGAAACAGCUCUGGGGGCGAAAGGUUCUAUUGAGACAACAGUCUUGCCCACGGUUCUCAACAUGCUUGCCUCUGUGUCACCAAAUGUUAAGCGCGUUGUCCUUAAAACUGGCCCCGUGCCACUCUCAGCAGCUGGUUCUCUUACUCCCAAAAAUAUCACAGCUGUUGUGAAGAGAGCUAUUGAGAGUAACAUAACAGAACUGAAGUCUGUCUCUUCUUCAUUUACACCAAAGCCACUCACGACAACACCAGGGAAGGGUUUGAAGCCAAUUGUGCUGCCAAAAUCGCUCGUAGAAUCGAAAAGCCCGAUCACCAAGCCUCCUCCUAAUACAAAAAUAGUGUUUAAGUGCUUCAAGUGUUCUCACGUUACUUUUGAUAAGCUUGUCGCCCUUAAGCAUCUCCAAGAGCACACAACGGCAGCACAAGAGAAACAAACGGAUAAAGAAAGCCAUUUGAGUGAUGAAUCUGAAGGUACAUCUGCUCCGGGCACACCUCCGGUGGCGGCUGGACCGGAAGCUCUAAAGAAGCGUUCCCUGCCUCUGACAGGAUCACAGCUGAAGCCUCUUGUUCAGCAGGUCGGUCGUCCCUCAAAAGCCGCAACGGAGUCGAUCAAAUACUUUGCAUGUACCAAAUGCAGAAAGGUUUACAAGAACAAGGCAAGCUUGAACAAGCACAUGGUGAAGCACACUGGAGAGCAGAAGUUCCACUGUGAGAUUUGUGACAGGCGCUUUCAGUUCAAGUCUGUGCUUCAGGUGCACAUGAAAGUGCACAACCGUGUCACCCCAUACAAGUGCACAAAGUGCAAGCGAAGCUUCACCACAGAAGCUGCAUUGAAGAAUCAUGAGGAGAAAUCACACAGUGACCCAGUUAUCUGCCACCUUUGCAACCUGCCAUUUGUACGACAGCACAAUUUGGUAGUGCACAUGAUGCAGAGGCAUGGACAGACUGCUCAGCACCGUUGCACCAGCUGCCGGAAGCCCUUCUUUACCGAGGAAGACCUUGCUGCUCACAAGAAUUUAUGCAAGGGAGACAUCUACCGGCAUUGUGGCCUCUGCAGCUUCAAGGGUGCCAUCUACAAGGAGCUCUGCGAGCACGUAGUGCAGUGCCACCCAGAAGUGCCGCAGUUCAAGUGCGAGACGUGUGGCUUGGUUUCCAUUCACAAGGCCAGGCACAGAGGCCACGUUCGAACGCACCAGCCCGGUUAUAAGCCGACGAAAGUGAAGCACACCUACAAGUGUCCACAGUGCGGCAAGGAGAUGCGGAGCCAGUCGGGUCUGCAGUCCCACCUGAGCUCCCACAACAACAUACGGCCAUUUGCAUGCCUGACGUGCGGGUCCUGUUUCUCGUCCAAGGGUAGCCUCAGGGCUCAUCGCCUCAACGUCCAUGCUUCAACCACUUACAGCUGUGAGCAGUGCCCGCUUACCUGCAAGUCUCUGUUUGCACUUCGCAAGCAUAAGACCCUGAUUCACGGGCAAACCAUAAACUUUCAGUGUGAUCACUGUAACAAACGCUUCACCUGUGAGCGCAAGAAGCAGCUGCACACUGCUGUGGUGCACAUGGGUGACACGGCAUGCCUCGAAGAAGGCCAGAACCCGUUCCCCACGCUCAAGGUAUACCGCUGUACGGAAGCAGAUUGCACCUUUGCCACCUUCAGCCUGUACCGAAGCAAGGCCCAUGCCAUAACCCAUACGGGAGUCAUGCCUUUCCAGUGUACACAGUGUGACAAGGCAUUUGUCGUCCAGGACGAGCUCAAGAGACAUAUAACUCUGCAGCACAACAAGGGCAAGCAAAAGCCUUGUCCUCACUGUGGUCGGGUCUUUGUGUCUGACUCCCGCUACGAGUGGCACCUGCGUCUGCAUGAGAAUAACCAGGGCUUCAAGUGUACUAAGUGCAGCUACCUAUACGAGUCGAAGGCUUACCUGGAGCACCACCAGCAGAAGCAUGCUGAGGAGAACCAGUCUAUCUGCCAAGUGUGCAACAAGACUUUCAAGACUGUGCGAGCCAUGGGCAUCCACGUGACCCACAUGCACCCUGAGGUGGCAAAGAGCCCGUCUCUCCAGGUGCUGCGUUCGCUGCGUUAUCCGCACGGUUGCGACCAGUGCCCCGUGCGGUUCAAGACUACCACUGAAUUGCGGGCGCACAAGCUGUGCCGACACUCGGGCGGUGCAGGCAAGCGGGUCGUCAAUGCCGAAAGGAACUUCGAGUGCCACUUCUGUGGCAAGGCCUUCAAGCACAACUGCGCACUGCAGACGCAUCUUCGCACCCACACGGGUGAGCGGCCGUUUGAGUGCCCACACUGCAGCAAGGCCUUCACCAUCCACCAGACGCUCAAGGACCACAUUGUCAGCGUGCACACUAAGGACUUCAAGCUGCACUGUCUGCUCUGUGGUAAGGGCGUCGUCAACAACACGAAGCUCAAGCAGCACCUUCAGCACGCACACAAAGCCGUGCCUAAGCCUACCUUGCCCCUCUCCGCUCGCACCAAGGCGGGAGUAGACAAACCAAAGGCACCUCGUGCACCGGCGAAGAGGGCAGAGCAACCGCAGCUACAGCAACAUCUGCAGCCGCACCAGCUUCACUUGGCACCCAUCGUAUUCGUAGAAGAACAGAAUCCAGAGAUAGGCGAAGUGUAUGUGGAGCAGGAGGUGGUGACUGCCACGGAAACAGCCAUGGUUGUCGAGGACCCCAUUAAGCUGCUCACAUCUUUCUUCUGAGCAACAUGUGUUUGUGAAGAGAGUACGUGAUGUGUGUUUGCCAGGGGCCCCAUCAAACUCGGAACAUCUUUCUUCUGAACAGCUUCUGUGCUUGCAGACAUACAUCAUAGGAGCUUGUUAUGGACUCCAUCAAACUCAUCAUGCCAUUGAAACAAUGUGUGUUUUGUGAAAAAGCACUGUUAAGGAAAGUGCCUGUUGUUUAACAGAAACUGACAGACUUCUGAAUGGUUUGCAAGAAGUGGUCUGUAAAGCUGUGUACAAUCUGUUUGUAUAGAGUUCGUACUAUAUUUUGUGCCUUGCUUGAGUGCAAGGGAAGUUGUACAUAUGUUUGCAUGGUCACUGGAUACAUUAGAGUAUAGCAUGCCUCUUUGUUUCGUUGCAGUCUGAGAGGUAAAGUGCACUUUUUAUGGCAACAUAUUAUACCAGCAUUUAUUAACCACAAAUACCUUAAAGUGCUAUUGAUUUUGUUUGUUUCUUGAUUUUGUAGGGGAGUUCUGAAUUAUACCAACCUAACAAAUUACAAUUGCUCCAUCAAUGUUUCUCUCUGGCAAGGUAACUGAGUUACAAGGCAGUGGGGUUACUGUCUGAUGUCAAAUUUUAUGCAUGAUACACUGUAAAAUAUGAGCUUGUAGAGCUUAUUUGUGUCUUCAGGUACAACUGUUCUUGGAUGCGCGAAUAUGAGCAUGGCUUAAUGCCUACGCCAACGAAACAUUUCAGAAAGGCUGACUUUUAUUGAGUUGCAAUGGUUUGCAAUCUUUAGAAGACAUCCAGAAAUUUGUGUGACCUGCUGACCAUGCCAAAUUGAAUUUCGAAACUUCAAGCAUUGUGCUUGUCCCCAAACUGCGACCUGUACUUUUUUUUUGUACGGAAUAACACAAUAGGAGUGUUCGUAAGAAGUGCUGGUCUAACUGGGACGUCAAGCUAAAAACAAGAUCUAAGAACUUAUGCUGUAACCUUCAGUUUCUCUAUCACAAAUUUCCAGCGCAACAUUGUUGACAUCUAAUUUCUUUCAUUAGUGAGAAAACUGUUUAGCCUUCAAGCUCAUUGCCUCACUCUCGUUUAUCCCAUAAUUUUUCAAAUGUUUGUGAAGUUGGACGUCACUUGAAAGCCAUGCGUACCUCUCUAAUCUGCCAAGUUGCUAAGCCAGAACCCGUUGCAGCAAGAAAAUGGUAUUGCCAGCCGUCCACCUAUAGACCGUUAUGCAACUGAAGUUUGAACUGCUGGGAAGACGACACGUUCACCUAACUUAUGCCAUAUGGCCAACCUAGCGCAAUCUGUCUGCACUUUUCCUUUAGCUUAAUUUUAUGCAGAGCGUCCUUUAGGGAAUGCAAUACACAAAAGGUAUACCUUUCGAGUGAUCCAAGGGGUGAGCAGAUGAGCUUUGCUAAAUUUGGGUGAGUGAAAGCAUGUGCUUUUAUGUACUACUUGAAUAGUUGAAGUACUGUCGGCUACUGCUGUCUUACCACAACAGCAUUCAAUGGCUCAUUCAACACUUUUCUCUGGCCUGCUGUCUGACUAUGGUGUGAGCACAGUUACUGUUCCCACUAGAGGCAUAGCUUUCUAGUUUCCAUCCAAAAAAUUUAGGUUUUCUGAUGCAUUCAUAUCACAAGCUAGCAUUAUCACAUCUGCUCAGAUGUUCACCAGACUCCCUGUACUUUCUGGCGACGUUGACUGCCAGACACAAAUGGCAUGAUAAAGUGUGUUGAAUAUCUCCACUUUAAAUGUUCUAGCAGAUGCAGUUCACGGAAGUGCGUAAUCUACCUUCAUGCAGCUGCUUUUCAGCAAUUUUUCUAAAAACUACUUUUCUGUGACGUAUUCUUUGAAAAAAUAUAUAGAAAAUCCGGUGUUAAACAUUCAUUACAGAUUGACUUUCUUCCCUUUAAUUGCAACAAAUUUGGCUUAUUAAAUGUAAUUUACAACGUCACUCACUUGGAUUGCAUCAGUGGCACCUGGCAGAGGGUCAGGAAUAACAGAAGCUCCCUUGUGUGAAUCAAAGUACACGCUUGCAUGUGCGUAGUGCAUGCACUAUGCGAAAUAGACAUAUAUAGAAUGUUUCUAAGUGGAAUGGUGUAUAUGUGUUUUGCUCACGACUGAUAUGAGCUUCCAUGAUAAAAACACAGCCACAACUCUCAUUUCAAUCUGUACCCUGUCGCCAUAAAGUGUUUGUCGAACUGAGCCACGCUAUCAAUGAAUAGAAUAAUCCAGUGUGUGAGCUGCAGCCAUAUGCUGGCUGUAGCAGACAUUAUUUGCGAGUAGCACAGGAAUGAAGAAUGUGCAUCGGGACUAAAUUUUUAGCUUGAGCAUAUGUGCGGCACCUAAAAUAUGGGAGGUCGAGGAGCCACAUGCCUUUAUUUAUCUUUAUUAUGGAUAGCGAGUUCACAUAUUCACCGUCCCAAGUACGAUGUCUUUUGCUGUAUAGUUCGUGCUUGUUCUUUUUUGACUUUGUGGCAAAGAGCCAGCUGCCAGACCCAUGGCAGCCAUUUGGUGCGAGAAGGUUAUUGUACUCAUUAUCAGUUCAAAUAUGCAAACAGCACAUUUUAUGUUCAUCCAGAUCAUCUCAUUUUCACAAACACAGUUGCUUCGUUAUAAAACACCGGGUGUAUGAGAAUAUUGAAAUUAAAGUUUCUAAAGCCA